Messenger RNA from Centrocercus urophasianus (Greater sage-grouse), 1892 nucleotides. It is a transcript of the gene PLPP2, whose product is annotated as phospholipid phosphatase 2. The transcript has 6 exons. The record is from RefSeq and is a predicted model, not a curated record. Bases 108 to 962 code for a protein of 284 amino acids. NCBI's taxonomy places the organism in Eukaryota, Metazoa, Chordata, Aves, Galliformes, Phasianidae. Gene Ontology annotation, biological process: phospholipid dephosphorylation; signal transduction; phospholipid metabolic process. Gene Ontology annotation, molecular function: phosphatidate phosphatase activity.
GUCCCGCCCCGUCCGCCCGGACUUUUGCUCCCGGUCGGGCCCGCGUUGUUCCGGGCCAUGUGAACCAUAGGAUCGGUCCGUUGGGCCGUUACCGAACCGGUGCCGGUAUGGAACGCAGGAAGGUCUUCGUGGUGCUCGACGUGCUCUGCGUGGUGGUCGCAUCUCUGCCCUUUGUCAUCCUGACGCUGGUGAACUCCCCGUAUAAACGAGGCUUCUACUGCAACGAUGACUCCAUCCGCUACCCCUACAAGGCAGACACCAUCACCCAUGGCCUCAUGGCUGGGGUCACCAUCACCUGCACCGUUCUCAUUAUCUCUUCAGGGGAGGCAUACCUGGUCUACACAGAACGCCUCUACUCCAAGUCGGAGUACAACAACUACCUGGCUGCCCUCUACAAGGUGGUGGGGACCUUUCUUUUCGGGGGGGCCAUCAGCCAGUCCCUGACCGACCUGGCCAAAUACAUGAUCGGCCGCCUCCGGCCCAACUUCUUGGCGGUCUGCAACCCCGACUGGUCCAAGGUGAACUGCUCCAUCUAUGUGCAGCUGGAAAAUGUCUGCCGAGGGGAGAGCAGGAACGUCACCGAAUCCAGGCUGUCCUUCUACUCCGGGCACUCCUCCUUUGGGAUGUACUGCAUGAUGUUCCUGGCGCUCUAUGUGCAAGCCCGGCUGGUGGGGAAGUGGGCCCGGCUGCUGCGUCCCACCAUCCAGUUCUUCCUCCUUGCCUUCGCCAUCUACGUGGGCUACACGCGGGUCUCUGACUACAAGCACCACUGGAGCGAUGUGCUGGCCGGGCUGCUCCAGGGCGCGCUCAUCGCCAUCCUCAUCGUCCGCUACGUGUCUGACUUCUUCAAGCACCGUCCGCCCCGGCAGUGCGAUGAGAAGGACCCGGAGCGCAAACCCAGCCUGCCGCUAACCCUGAGCGACACCGACCGCAAUCACUACAGCUACGCGGGCGCCCCGUGAGCCGCACACGGGGCCUGGACUGUGGGAGUGGAGGGGUGGGGAGGGAAAACAUGGAGCCCGGUGCCCACCAAUGGCUUCAUUGCACUGCGCCGCAGCCCUGCCCUUCCCCGAUCCCGGCGGCGCCACGGCUUUGAGAUCUGUGGGGUAGGGAGAGGCCUUGGGCCUGGGCUGGGGUCAGCGGAGUCUGGGAGCAGGGCAGGUGGAGGCCUUGGGCCUACGUCAGCACUGUGAGGCCUACCCUGAAGCCUGUCCCUGCACCUUACGGCCUAUCCCUGCACCCUGAGGCCUAUCCCUGCACUCCCAGGCCUAUCCUGAGGCCUAUCCCAAGGCCUGUCCUGAGGCCUAUCCGUGCACCCUGAGGCCUAGCCUGAGGCCUAUCCCAAGGCCUACCCUGCCCUCCGAGGCCUAUCCCUACACUCCAAGGUCUAUCCCUGCACUCCCGGGCCUAUCCUGAGGCCCAUCCCUGUGCUCCAUGCCUUAUCAAACACUACCGCCUUAGGAGCACGACCCCUCACAGCACAACACGAGAGCAGCCUGCUGGGCGAGCACUGCUUUGAGUUUUUUUGGAAAGGAUUGAAGCAGCCCAGAGCUCGGCCGUGUUCCCUGAUGAACUUUAACAGCCGUUUGGUGCAGCUCCGGGCUGCUCCAACCCUUUGGCCGCUGUGGCUUCGGUGUGUCCUCUAUGGGGCGGUUGGGGCAGGGAGAAAUCUUCUGUGGUAAAGGGGUGGGGGGUGGGGAAUGGGACGUGGAGCUGCGCAUGGGGCUCUUAUCACUGGGGGAAGGUGGGAAAUGGGCCGCAUCCGUCCUGGCUCUGAGCUGCAGCCGCCUCUGGCACGGGCGAGCUGCGGGCCCGGAGAGAAGCGACAUGCGUUUGCAUGAUGAUGUGUUUUUGUAAAAAUGUGUUUUUUAAAUUAGAUCAUCGAGAAAGAA